Molecule: messenger RNA, 1803 nt
Organism: Symbiodinium pilosum
Lineage: Eukaryota; Dinophyceae; Suessiales; Symbiodiniaceae
Source: the annotation of a GenBank genome assembly
AUGCAAUUGUCCUUCAGCUUCGCGCAUGGUGGUUCACAUGGCCCUUUGGUUUUUGAGCCACAUAUACGAAUCGAUGACGUGGCUCACCACCUCAAGAGAUCCCUCAAGCAGUCAGAGCAAGUGUAUGCUCGCUUUCUUUGGGAUGGCACAUGGCUGCCAGCAGGCCAGAAAUUGUCAGAAACGUCGGUGAAGGAUGGGGACGUGCUGGAGACACUAUGGGUCUCUGCAGUACCUCUGGGCGACAUCGGAAAUGACGUGCACGAGGUCCUGCCCAGGCGAGCCCCACUGGACUGGUCGGCGGUGGACGGCCUCACACUUGACGUGGCUGGGAUUUUUCAGAUUGAGCGGCACCUCGAUCAACUGCAGAAAAGCAUCGUUCCAUCUCUGCAAGUGUUAGACAUUCGCCAAUGCGGCUUGCGCCCAGAAUUUAUUCGUAGCCUCUUCAAACAGCUACCAGCCACUCUGAAAGAGCUGCGAGCAAGCCGGAACAAAAUAGGUCCGGAUGCUUUGGAAUGUCUGGGAAAUGGAGACUUCAAGCUGAGGGUGUUUGACAUUGGAUACUCUCAUUGUUCAAGCUGCGCAGCGUUGAGUGGAAUCGGUGGAAUUCUGAGCGGGACCUUGGAAGAGCUGGGCGUUGGAGAUCUACAAAGUGCAACCAGACCACCGACGCUGUUGGCUGGCAUCCUUACUAGCUGCCCAAGGCUGAAGGUGAUUGAUCUGACUUUCAAUACAGACCGCGGCUUUCUAGACGAGACGUUCAAGAGCCUAGCCGAGCACUGCCCGCUGAUUGAAGCUGUCUAUGCCUACCAUACUGAGCCAACGGCCUCUGUGCUACAUGAGUUUCUUACUGGCUGCCAAAAUCUUGCGCACCUGGAAGUGGGCGGCAUCUCCCAGCCGGAGACGAUCUGCAGCAUGGCUCAGCUGCCGUCUUUGAAGGCUCUUCGUUUGGAGGUAUUCUCAUCUCAGCAAGACAUGGUUGAUGCACUUUGCACUCUCAAGGUGGAGACACUAUUCCUGGAAUUCACGGCAAAUGUGGAAACGGAUGACGACGAGGACGACAUAGAGGAUGUUCUGGACCUGAACCUCAAUCCAGAAGCCCUUGCUGAGGCUUUUGGCAAGUCCACUGCAUCAUGUUUUUCGCUCGCAGUGGGCGGUGCAGUUGACCCCAUGAUUCUCCAAUCCAUAGGCUCUCGUUUGCAUGAAUUUGGGCCAGGGAGAUCCCACGGCGAAGGUGUGUCAAUACUGGACACGUUGCUACAGGCGCCGAAUUGCUGCGUCAAUCUAAUGCGUUUAGAAGUUUGCUAUCACGAACAGAUCAAGGCAGAAACGCUGGCCGAAGUAGCUGAGAUGUGCCCUCAGCUGAUGCACCUCCAGCUGAACGCCGACGAUCAUGACUUUCAAAUAACGCCAAUUGACAAUGGCGUCCUGGCUCUUGGUCGCUACUGCGGCAUGCUGGAACAUUUGGAAUCUUCGGACCUUUAUGACAGACUCUUGGAAGAUCCCGCCACAACGCUGUCCACUGCGGUGGCGGGCUGGCCCAAACUGCGAUACCUUUGCGUCGGUGGUACCUGCAAGAAGCAGUGGCUGGUGGCCGUGCCUCAGGCUUACUUCACGGAGGACAUUUUGGUUGAGCUGAGUCAAGCUUCCAUCUCCAGGACUACUAUUGCUGGUGCGCCAGCUGUCGCUGUCACAAAUCAGCAACGGCAAUUCGUCUUCGUCACAAGGUCAGCAGAAGAAGCGGACAAGUGGGCGGCAUCGCUGAAAGUGUCUGACGUCCCAGUGCCGAUAUUCACGCGUGGAUGA